UCUCGCUCUGGCGCUGUCCAUUUUUUUCAGCUGCAUCAAGGGCGGCGGCUGGGCUGGGCAUGCAUUCUGGCCUUCCAUCCGCCAUCUGCCCCCGCCGUCUGCGAAACUCCCAUCCAUGCCACCGCUGGAGAUUAACUCCAGGCCCCAUCGCCCCAUGGCGACGGUCUGUUGUUUCCAAUGCAAGACCCUGCUCGAGUUUUCGGUCCCAGCCCCGUCCUCGUCUUCGACUUCGUUCGCCGUUGUCUGCCACAGCUGCCAGGCCAAGACCACCGUCCAGGCCUCCACCGUCAAGGUUCUGUAUACACCUCUGGCUGAGGACAAGCGCAAUUCCACCACAGACCAGAACAGAAAGUCCAUGCCGGCAAAGUUCGGCGGCAAGACAGGCACAGAUGAGAACCCUCUCGAAGCCGAAUACUACGAGCUGCUGGGAGUGUCCACCCAGGCCACGCCGAACGAAAUCAAAAAGGGCUACUACAUGAUGGCCAUGAAGUUCCACCCUGACAAAAACACCGAGGACCCCGAGGCCGAGGAGAAGUUCAAGCGGAUCUCGGAGGCAUACCAAGUUCUAUACGAUCCACAAAAGCGCACCAUCUACAACCAAUACGGCAAGUCCAUGGGUGGCUCCGAGUCGGCCUUUAUGGAUCCAUCUGAGUUCUUCAAGCAACAGUUCGGCGGCGAGAAGUUUGCGGACAUCAUCGGCGAAAUCUCGAUUGCCCGUGAUUUCAAGGAUGCCAUGGCCAACAUGGGUCCCGAUGGCUCGGCGGACGCCUCGGUCCCGACCAUGUCGAUGGAGGAGCGGAACGAGAUCCGGAGCCAGCGAGUCAAAGCUCUCUCAAACAACCUGGUCAACAAGCUGUCGCUCUACACCGAGGCCUUCCCGGUUAUCGACUCGAAAGACAACCAGCCGAUCGGCACCUCCUUCGAGCAGAUCGCCCGCGAGGCCCUCGAGUCCUUCAGGGACCUUGUCAAGAUUGAAGCCGAUGGGCUCAAGACCGAAUCGUACGGCGUCGAGCUUCUUCACGCCAUUGGAUUUACCUACUGCCUAAAGGCCCAACAGCAUUUGGCCAAGAUGGACGUCGAGCACGGCGAUGUAUUUGCCAAGGUCUUUGGCUUUGGCACCCGCAUCCAUGCCAACUUCAAGGAAAAGGCCCACGUCGUCAGCGAGACGGUCGGGACAUUCCAGACGGCGAUGGACCUCCAAAAGAGCUUCCAGAAGCUCCAGGAGAUCGAAAAGAAGACGGACGAGAAGCGCAAAGAGAAGGGCGCUGCCGAGACCGACGCACACGUCUUGACCGAGGAGGAGGCCCAGCUGAAGCUCAAGCUGGAGCGAGAAGCCGCCGACAAGGGAAUGCAGGCCCUCUGGAGAGGCAGCAAGCUCGAGGUCGAAGCGGUCUUGCGCGAAGUCUGCGAUCGGGUUCUGGGCGACGAGACCGUGUCGAAGGAGAUUCGCCGACGGCGCGCGGAGGCCCUGCGAGUCGUCGGCCAGGUCUAUGAGACUGUUCGAUCUGAUGAUGCGCCGGCGGAGGUCAAGGAAUAGGUUUGCCGCCACGACCACCUGUGAGGCCGUGCCGACACUCCGUCACUUCUCUCUCCUGGAAUGAUCUCGAU
Messenger RNA from Polychytrium aggregatum, 1608 nucleotides. Its product is annotated as X-domain of DnaJ-containing-domain-containing protein. The transcript is spliced from 3 exons. Bases 116 to 1537 code for a protein of 473 amino acids. The record is from RefSeq and is a predicted model, not a curated record. Lineage: Eukaryota; Fungi; Chytridiomycota; Chytridiomycetes; Polychytriales.